Mus pahari (shrew mouse) is the source of this 2641-nucleotide messenger RNA. It is a transcript of the gene Gpr21, whose product is annotated as G protein-coupled receptor 21. NCBI's taxonomy places the organism in Eukaryota, Metazoa, Chordata, Mammalia, Rodentia, Muridae. Gene Ontology annotation, molecular function: G protein-coupled receptor activity. The record is from RefSeq and is a predicted model, not a curated record. Gene Ontology annotation, cellular component: membrane. Gene Ontology annotation, biological process: G protein-coupled receptor signaling pathway. The transcript has 2 exons. The coding region runs from base 627 to 1676 and encodes 349 amino acids.
AAUGCUGAUGAGUUGUCCGGCAUGCUAAAGUGUGUGUGCUCUAGCACACGUGUGUCCCUUCCCUGCCCCCUUUCUUCCUUUUCCCCAGCCCCUUCUCUCUGCUUCUCCUCCUACUCCUUUAGCCCCUCCCUCUGUGCCUUAGUUCUGCAGUAGGCUGGCUUUAUGAACAUUCCUGCAUUGCAAGGCUUUCGGUUAAGGAUGUAUUGUGGCUUUUGUUUGGAUUUCAGCGUGCAGAAUCACAGCCGUUCAGAGGAGACUCAUUACAACUCCUGCUGAAGCUACUAAUCUUCCUCCCUCUGCCCCUCCCCCACCCUCACUUGGCCUGAAGACACUGUCCCCAAUUUGCCUUACUCUCUUGCUAUGUGUAUGGUGAACCUGGCAGUAUGGCUGCGUCUGGGACUGGCCAGACAACUGCUGUUGGCUCUCCCUAUUCCAGGAAGAAUUUAAAGGGAAAUUGUACAGCAGGCAGUAUACCAACCACAGCAGCAACCCCAGGAACCUGGUGACUAGGGCUCCCUGGCUUUGUCACAGGCAUGCAAAGCUGACUGCAGUGACAGUAGCUGCUCCUGAGAACUGAAGACAGCAGCCAGGUGGCAACAGGAAGUGAGCCAGUUCCUGAGCACGAGAUGAACUCCACCUGGGAUGGUAAUCAGAGCAGCCAUCCUUUCUGUCUUCUGGCACUGGGCUAUUUGGAAACUGUCAGGUUCUGUCUUUUGGAAGUGCUAAUUAUUGUCUUUCUAACUGUAUUGAUUAUUUCUGGCAACAUCAUUGUGAUUUUUGUGUUUCACUGUGCACCUCUGUUGAACCAUCAUUCUACAAGUUAUUUUAUCCAGACAAUGGCAUAUGCUGACCUCUUGGUUGGGGUAAGCUGCCUGGUCCCUUCCUUAUCACUCCUCUACUACCCUCUUCCAAUGGAGGAGUCCAUGACUUGCCAAGUAUUUGGUUUUGUAGUGUCAGUUCUGAAGAGCAUCUCUAUGGCUUCUCUGGCCUGUAUCAGCAUUGAUAGAUAUAUUGCCAUCACUAAGCCUUUAACCUAUAAUACCCUGGUUACUCCCUGGAGACUACGCCUCUGUAUUUUUCUGAUUUGGCUGUAUUCCACCCUGGUCUUCCUGCCUUCCUUCUUCCAGUGGGGUAAACCUGGAUAUCAUGGAGAUGUAUUUCGGUGGUGUGCAGAGUCCUGGCACACCAACUCCUACUUCACAUUGUUCAUCGUGAUGAUGCUGUACGCCCCAGCUGCCCUCAUUGUCUGCUUCACGUAUUUCAACAUCUUCCGAAUCUGCCAGCAGCACACAAAAGAAAUCAGCGAAAGGCAAGCCCGAUUCAGCAGCCAGAAUGGGGAGACUGGGGAAGCCCAGACCUGUCCAGAUAAGCGCUAUGCCAUGGUCCUAUUCAGAAUCACCAGUGUGUUUUAUGUCCUCUGGUUGCCAUACAUCAUCUACUUCUUGCUGGAGAGUUCUACUGGCUGCAGCAGCCGCCUCGCAUCCUUCCUGACUACCUGGCUUGCUAUUAGUAACAGUUUCUGCAACUGUAUCAUUUACAGUCUCUCCAACAGUGUUUUCCAAGGAGGACUAAAGGGCCUUUCAGGGUCUGUGUGUACUUCUUGUGCAAAUCACACCACAGCCAAGGACCCUUACACAAUUAGACACAAAGGACCCCCUAACGGAUCCCAUAUCUGAGGGGGCUCAUAUAUUCAGUCGCUCUAUUUUCAAGGAGAAAGGAUGGCUUUGGUUCAGUUUUUUUCUUCAUCUCUGCUUCCAGUUCACUAGAGAUGUAGGAGCAGCUACAGACUAUCCAGAUAACCUUCAUAGUUUGCACAAGUUGCUUCCUAAAUGAGAUUUAAAAUUAGAAGAAUCAGGAUCAUGAAAAGAAUCACUCUUGAUCCAGUUUUUGAAAUGUCAUGGAAGUGACUACAGUUCUCAGAUUCAAAAGGAGUAAAGCCAUAGUUGACACUCUCCCCACUGGCAUGGCUGAAUCUGGGUGUGAAAAGCAUCAGCAUGUUAAAAAUAACCAUUUUCUUGCCCCUUUCUGGAUUCUUAAAUGCAAGUUGGAAUUUAUGUGCAAUUGGUAUCUUCUAACAGAAAAUAUUAACAUAUAUUGAUGAACUAGCAAGGACUUUAUCUGUGCCAGAAUAUAACUUACUGCAAGUUUCAGCAUUCAUUUAGAUAGUGAAAUGUUUUGUUUUCUUGCCUUUUGAGAGAAAUCACCAUAGGAUGAGUAAUGUGAGCACUGAAUAUUUUACUUUUUAGAGUUUUGAAAUGAAGCAACUGUGCAGUGAAGCUACACAGUAUGUGAGAGCCAGCUGCUUUCACCUCAUGCUUCUGAGCAUUGUGAGCAUGUGUGCAGUAAUGACAUUACAGUGCUCUUCCUGGACCUCUGUCUAUAAAUAUUGAGAAUGUGUACACUAAGUUGGGUGUUUUAUAACAAAAUGUAUUUAAUCUAAAUAAAUAAUAGAUGGAUAGCUGUCCAGUUGUAAUGUGAAAAUGUGUUUUUUAAAGUGACUGUAGUGGUUUUUGUUCUAAUCCAAAGUCUUCAAUGAGAACUGAGUCCUCUGACACAAUCAGCCCAGGGUCAGCGUAAACUGUCUGUCUUCUAGAUAGUCAGCUAGCAUCACCGUUUUGGAAAACAUUUUUUCCCUAUUAAG